This is a messenger RNA of Acanthaster planci (crown-of-thorns starfish), 3909 nucleotides long. RefSeq names its product FERM domain-containing protein 5-like. Gene Ontology annotation, cellular component: cytoskeleton. The record is from RefSeq and is a predicted model, not a curated record. Gene Ontology annotation, biological process: actomyosin structure organization. NCBI's taxonomy places the organism in Eukaryota, Metazoa, Echinodermata, Asteroidea, Valvatida, Acanthasteridae.
UGCCAAGGUACAAAACAAUACGCAACUGCAGGCAUCGGUACUGUCCUGCUGACGCAUAUAUUCUAGAAGAAAGAUCAGUGUGGAGAAUUGCCGUACCGUGCGAGUAGUGUAGAUUAAUGCUAAAAAACCCCGAUUCCUUGGGGAUGGUUUAAUAUUUGUGUGUUAAAAAUGUGACACAUCCAUGGCGCGAGUAUUCCAGUGCACAGUUAAAGUGCUUGAUGAUCAGGCUGAGGCUGUUGUCGUCGAUUUUAAGAAGGAUGCCAAGGGCCAGUACUUGCUUGAUGAGGCCUGUAGCCGACAGAACCUGGCUGAAAAGGACUACUUUGGCCUACGCUUUAUCGAUGGAGAAAAACAACGGCAUUGGCUUGACCUUAGGAAAAGCAUUGUGAAACAGCUCAGAGGCACUGGCCCACCGUACACCGUGGUGUUUCGCAUCAAGUACUACCCAACAAACCCGGAAGACCUGAAAGAAGAAAUCACGAAGUACCAGCUGUUCUUGCAGCUCAAGAAGGAUUUGUUGCACGGACGGCUGUCUUGUACCAGUGAAGAUGCAGCCUUACUGGGAUCCUACAUUGUGCAAUCCAACCUGAGAGACUAUGACCCAGAGGAACACCCACCGGGCUAUGCAUCAGGGUUUCAGAUUGUCCCCAAGCAGACGGUGAAAGUGGAGGAACGAAUCGAGGAGCUGCAUGAGAAGCACACUAGAGGACUGAAGCCCAGCGACGCAGAGUUUGCCUUCAUUAAGAAAGCAUUCAGCCUUGAAACAUACGGGAUUGAUCCUCAUCCUGUGCGGGAUAUCUACGGCACUUCUCUGCACAUUGGCAUGAACCACACCGGUCUCUUGGUGUUCCGAGCUAACGCUGUGGUGGAAACAUUCAAAUGGGACGACAUCAAGAAGUUCAGCUACGAGGGACGGACCUUCUUCAUCCAUGCUUUAAUAUCAGAGAGACGAGUGAAUCAUGGCUUUAGGUUACCAACAUCAGCAGCUACAAAACAUCUCUGGAAGAGUGCUCUAGACCUCCAGGCUUUCUACAAUCCGGGCAUCCAGCGUCGUAGAUCAUCAAUACUAGGAUUUAGGCGGUCCAGCGAAGUAACUACCCAUACCUCUGGUGGCUUCUUCAGAGGCAGUCGAUUCAGAUUCAGUGGUCGCACACAGCGAGAGGUUCGUGAGAAGAGUGCCAGUUUGAGUAGGGAGGAGCCAACGUUUGCUAGGAGUCCACCUCUGAUCAGACCUCGCAGGGCACAGUCCUUCAAGGAUACAGCAUUACAUCCACCCAGUGACAUCACAUUUGAUGGUUUUCCCCAGCUCUCUGGGUCUGAUCAUUCCACCCCCAUCAAGGUUACGGAACCAUUCAUGACCUACGCCCCUGCCCCUCCCGACAGCACCGACGAUUCGGACAUGCAUGCUGACAUCGAGGACGCCAUUGAUAAUGUCACGCCGAUCAUCGAAGAGGAGCCCAUUGAGCUGCCAAUUGAAGAGGAGACAGAGGAGGCCGUCCUGAGCAGUGAACAGGCAUGGCCGGAUCCAGACCUGCCCAGCAAUCACGUGGAAGAGGUGCAGGAAGCUCCCAUGCCGGAACCAAAAGAACCUCGGCAGUCCGGAGCCUGGACAGUUGUCAAGGUCACCCUCAUGUGCACAGUCCUUGUUCUCGUCAUAACAGCCACUAUGCUGGUCAUCCUGUACGAAACUGAUCACAUCCCAACCCUGGAUCCCCUCCGACGUGACCAGUCUGUCAGAGACUUCUGGGAGGCCUACUACGUCCCCGUCCGUGCCUGGAUAGAAGGUGGGCUAGAACAGAUCGGACUGGCUUACCACCAGCUGCCAUCGAUUCAAGAGCUGAAGGGUCGCGUCGGUAUCAAUACAGACACUUGAUCACUGACCAGUUCAGGAUAGGCUGCUGAAAAAGACACAACUUGUAUGGAAACGUCAACCUCUCCAUUCACAGUAAGUCACUGUAUUGACAAAGAUCUCACUUCAGCACAUAAGAAGAUUGAAACGUCUUGAAAAUGGAUUAUAUCCCUAUUCAGGUAAUGUUUGCAAAUGCGUGCAUGGUAGGUGUUUGAAUAAGGUUUUAGAACAGUCCCGAAAUGACUGAGAGUUUUUAAGUGGUAGCACUCAUUCAGAGUGUUAUAAAAUCAGUGAGACAAAUUUCCAAUAAAAAUAUAAACAUUCUGUAUAGAGUACUUUACCUGUAAGUUAUGAAAAUGAUUAUGAAGAAGUCCUCGAUGCUGAACUACAUGUAGAUGGAACUUCACCUGUUUUCUCCUGCCAAACUUCAGGUUUGUGCUAGUAUUCAAUUUAUCUUGAUUGCAUAAUAAAAUUGGAGACCUCGUUGAAUUGCUUGAAUCAUGAAUAACUAAUUGUAGAAAGUGUGAUGUGCUCCAUGUAGCUCUGCGUAAGAGGCCUGAAUGAGAUGAUGUUUCAACUUUCAAGGAUAUUUGCUCAUUUUUCCAGGGAGUAAUGAUGACUGUACAGCUCUUUGAUGCUCUAGAUUAGGAAGUCGUGGUAGUGAAUAAACACUGAUUGUUUACGAUUAUCCUUUUUUUGUCUUUUACAAAAUGCGGUGAGACUUUUGAUUGCCGUUCAAGUGCAGUGGUUCAGACCGUGAUGGGACUGGCUAACGUCCACCUUCUGAAAACGGGAAACUGACAGAAAGCUUUUAACUCUCCAUUCACCACAGUGAUGAAUUCUGUUAUUUUCAGAAUUCUAUGAUUGUGAAAAAUUAGUCAGCCAGAUUAAUUGGCAGGUUUAAACAAGUGUUUCAGAGUUCAAUCCAUUUGUGUAUGUGUAUCAUUACAGUAUACCUGCUCUUCCCUAGUAUGAUGAACUUUUAGAAGAAAUUUGGAACACAAACAAAAAAGUAACAUGAAAACAGCAAAAAAGGAGGCUGUUUCAGUUAAACUAUUAUUGCAGAAGUUUAGCGUUCAACACCUGGAUAUCCACGUUGAUCCAGCGUAAAUUGGUACAUGUAGUUUUCCACUACCAAGUUCAGUGACAUUCAUCCCAAAUACCGGUAGUACCUACUCAUCUGACAAUCAGAAUUUGGUUGUGAUUGUAAAACUCCUACAAAGCUUUACAGUAAUCUCUUUGUAGGGGAUAAAAUGCAAGGUUGACCGAAUCAGGGCAGGACAUUGUCAGCUUCCUUGAUUUCUAACUUUGUGUUUUAAGUGGAUUAUGCACCACACGUACAUGUAUAUUGUCAUAUGUUACGCUUGCAUGUAUUUGACGAAGAAGCCAGCUAUGGAACUGAACCCCCCCCUCCAAAAAAAAGAGACUCGUCCAUCAACACUUCCUUGCAUAAAUUGUGUCAAAUGUCUGUUUUGGUGUGUAAAAUUUGUGUUCAGAAGAGCUAGGGGUUAAGAUGAGAUAUCAUAUGUCGGUAUGUGCCAUUGACCAACAACAUACAUACAUGCACACGAACAAAAUGUGUCAAAUUGCUGUUUUUCCCAUGUUGGACUGAGGGCCUGACACCAGUUUUUAGAAACAAGGUUACCGCCCAUGUACAGAGCACAGUGUACAUGUAUGUAUAAUGUUUAUGUGUAGGAUGCCCAAUUGUGAACAUUCCCCGAAUAAAGACAAACAAGCAACAAGAAAGCUGCCCAAGGAAAAGUAAAGUCCAAUCUGCACUGACUAAAACUUCCAAACAGUGUAGCACAUUUUUGGGAGGCACGGUAACCAGCAUUGACUUGAAUUCCACAUAGAUAGAUGAGCCAUUGUAACUGCCAAAAUGGCCCCAUGGCCCAUUAUCUCUUCUUUUGUUUUCAGUUAGGGCAAGUUCAACAGUGUUGUCACUUCUAAACUUAGUUUCUGUACCCGGUGUAUUUUGUAUGAAUGAUUUGUGCAGACUGAAAUAUAAUAGAGUGCAAUUUCAGCAUGCUUGGAGGGAAAAAUCGGUUAACCCUAACCUU